AUGCCUCGUACACGGUCAGCUUCAUCAACUUCUUCUGGGAAUGGUGUCACACACGAAUCGGAAAUCCGAUGGCUACUUCUCUCCGCGCAAACCCGGGAGCUAGGAAGUAAAUGGGACACCAUUCAUACAAACGUCGAUCGCAUACUCAAAGCCCACUCGUGCAGCUACAUAGGUAUGGCUCUGACGGUUGGAUUAACGACUUUUCGUGGCCUUGGCCAUCCCAUAGUGGCGGUAAUGAUGGAUCGCGAGCCGGAUUGUGGCGCAAUCGCACUCGCAACGAUGGUUGAGGAAAUUUUAGAAUAUCUGCACGAGUUGCACCCUCGCCUCGAUGUGCUCUUACACCAGUUUGAAGAACCAAUUCAGAUGCUUGGAGUUGGGUCGAACGAAAGAACUGCUCAACGAUCAUCGCCUUCGACAUCAGACCCUACAUUCGACGCUACGCCAGAUUUUUCAUAUUAUUCUGCAUCUGAUUCUCCAACUUCUGACUUUUGGUCGCCCACAUUAGCAGUCGACAUUUUUCCAGUGAGUGACUACACCACUAACGUCAACUUGACGGUCGGCAUUAGGGCGAGUAACGGUUGA
Molecule: messenger RNA, 582 nt
Organism: Pochonia chlamydosporia 170
Lineage: Eukaryota; Fungi; Ascomycota; Sordariomycetes; Hypocreales; Clavicipitaceae
Exons: 1
Coding region: 1-582 (193 amino acids)
Source: RefSeq, a predicted model, not a curated record